Molecule: messenger RNA, 527 nt
Organism: Lontra canadensis (Northern American river otter)
Lineage: Eukaryota; Metazoa; Chordata; Mammalia; Carnivora; Mustelidae
Gene: GNG14
Product: G protein subunit gamma 14
Biological process (GO): G protein-coupled receptor signaling pathway
Cellular component (GO): heterotrimeric G-protein complex
Molecular function (GO): G-protein beta-subunit binding
Source: RefSeq, a predicted model, not a curated record
CAGCCGUCCCAGGCCAGGCCUCCAGCGGCCUCCAAACACACUAAACCCCAGCACGCGCUCUGUACGACAGUACAGGAAGUCUCCAGAGCCUCCUCCACAUGCUGCGUAACCCUGCAGGCCGUUGCAGCUGUCGCUUCUUCUGGGAAGCCUCCUCUGACCUUCCUCUGGAUGUCCGGCAAGGUGGCCAUUGGCAGUGACAUCGGGCAGGCCCGCCGGGCCGUGGAGCAGCUGCGGAUGGAGGCAGGCAUCGAGCGCGUGAAGGUGAGGGCCAGGGUGGUGGCCGGGCGUGUCUGGGCGAGGGGGCAGGCGGGCAGCCGGGGCCUGGCUGACCAGGCUGGCCGGCAGGUAUCCAAGGCGGCUUCUGACCUGCUGCAGUUCUGCAUGGAGCAGGCCAAGAGCGACCCCUUCCUCGUGGGCAUCCCCGCUGCCACCAACCCCUUCAAGGAGAAGAAGCCCUGCACCAUCCUGUGACCUCCAUGGCUCCGACCACCCGGGAGGCCGCAAUAAACAUGAAGUGAGGGAUUCCC